Messenger RNA from Lolium rigidum, 1363 nucleotides. Its product is annotated as protein BZR1 homolog 1-like. Gene Ontology annotation, biological process: DNA-templated transcription; brassinosteroid mediated signaling pathway. The record is from RefSeq and is a predicted model, not a curated record. Lineage: Eukaryota; Viridiplantae; Streptophyta; Magnoliopsida; Poales; Poaceae. The transcript is spliced from 2 exons. Gene Ontology annotation, molecular function: DNA-binding transcription factor activity. Bases 1 to 969 code for a protein of 322 amino acids.
AUGACGUCUGGGGCGGCCAGGGCGGCGGCCGAGGCCGCGGCGGCGGACGGCGGGCUGGGGCGGACGCCCACCUGGAAGGAGCGCGAGAACAACAAGCGGCGCGAGCGGCGGCGCCGGGCCAUCGCCGCCAAGAUCUUCACGGGGCUCCGGGCCAUGGGCAACUACAAGCUCCCCAAGCACUGCGACAACAACGAGGUGCUCAAGGAGCUCUGCCGCGAGGCCGGCUGGGUCGUCGAGGACGACGGCACCACCUACCGCAAGGGAUACAAGCCGCCGCCGUCGUCCGGCCCGUUCAGCGGGGUCUCGUCGGCGGGCAUGAGCCCCUGCUCGUCCUCGCAGCUGCUCAGCGCGCCCUCCUCCUCCUUCCCGAGCCCCGUUCCCUCCUACCACGCGAGCCCGGCGUCGUCGAGCUUCCCGAGCCCCACCCGCCUCGACAGCCAGAGCUCCGCCUGCCUGCUCCCGUUCCUCCGCGGCCUCCCCAACCUGCCCGCGCUCCGCGUCUCCAGCAGCGCGCCGGUCACGCCGCCGCUCUCGUCGCCGACGGCGUCGCGCCCGCCCAAGAUCCAGAAGCCGGACUGGGACGUCGACCCGUUCCGCCACCCCUUCUUCGCGCUCUCCGCGCCCGCCAGCCCCACCCGCGGCCGCCGGUACGAGCACCCGGACACCAUCCCCGAGUGCGACGAGUCGGACGUCUCCACCGUCGACUCCGGCCGCUGGAUCAGCUUCCAGAUGGCCACCACGGCGCCCACGUCGCCCGCGUACAACCUCGUCAACAUCAACCGAGCCGCCUCGGGGUCCAACUCCAACUCCAUGGAGAUCGAGGGAAUGACGGCGGGGGAGAUCAGGGGCCGAAGCGGCGGCCCGGAGUUCGAGUUCGAUAAGAGGAUUGUCACGCCGUGGGAAGGGGAGAGGAUCCACGAGGUCGCCGCCGAGGAGCUCGAGCUCACGCUUGGCGUCGGCUCCAAGUGAAAACCCAUCGCCGAGCAAUGGUGUCAGAUCCUGCCGGCCACGGAGGCCAUCAACAAAAAGAUCAUGGCUGCUGUUCGAUCAGCUGGGAAUGCUGCAAAUUCGAGAAAAGAAGAAGCUGGGAGUGCUGCGAUCUGGGCAUUCGUUUGUUCGUUGUAGGUUUAGGCAAUGAACCUGUUGUUCGAUUCCUCAGAGCAAGAGUAGAGGGAUCAGAAACAAUUGUUCAUCUCAAUCGACUGGGAUUGUUUCAUUAUUCAUGGAUAUGUAGCUAGCUCUAGCUUAAUUCUUUCUUCUUUGUGUACGUUCUUGGCAUGCAUGUGUGUGCCCUCAAAAUGUGUGAGCUCAUGUGGAGAAAAGUCGAGUAGCAGAGGUAAAAGUUUUAUGUAGUUGAGCUUUA